UCUUAAUAUGACGUCACAAGUUCGAAAUCCAUCAACAACACGUAUUUAUCAGGAGGACUUGAUUAAGACAGGAUGAAGCAGCAGAAAUCGUUGAAAGGUUUAACAAUUGUAUCACUGAUUCUACUUACUCUCGUGUUCCAAGUUUUCGCCGAAUCGACAUUACCAUCCAUAGGAGUCAUCGCCAACGCGACGGUGGAUGAGGGAGAUGAUGUUUACUUAGACUGUCCCAUAACCAACAAAACCGCCGCUUCCAAGGUCCAAUGGUUUAGGGUGCUGCCAGGCUACCUUCAUAUCAGCAACGACGGAUCUCUCGUGACCAAGAACACGGAGAAGUAUGGCGUAAGGGCCACAACUACCACUUCGGUCAAGCAACAGGAAUUGAACACGGUGACCCUGAUUAUUAAGCACGCGAGCAAUGCAGACGUUGGCAGGUACAGGUGUCGUGUGCUCAUCUCCCAGGUGUCCUACCCACGUUGGCCAUCUAAGGAUGCAUUUGUCAGUAUUGCAGCGCCACCUAUGAUUCUGUCUGUGAGUAACACCAAAAUGGUGUCCGCCGUUGGCGAAGACGUCACGUUAACCUGUAGAGGUUACGGAGCACCCGAGCCCACCAUCACGUGGUACAAAGGUGACGCGGGAACCAACAUAAUGGGACAC
Messenger RNA from Mizuhopecten yessoensis (Yesso scallop), 654 nucleotides. RefSeq names its product neuronal growth regulator 1-like. The annotation marks the transcript as partial. The transcript has 4 exons. The record is from RefSeq and is a predicted model, not a curated record. NCBI's taxonomy places the organism in Eukaryota, Metazoa, Mollusca, Bivalvia, Pectinida, Pectinidae.